This is a messenger RNA of Tribolium castaneum (red flour beetle), 1777 nucleotides long. Its product is annotated as zinc finger protein 98. NCBI's taxonomy places the organism in Eukaryota, Metazoa, Arthropoda, Insecta, Coleoptera, Tenebrionidae. Gene Ontology annotation, cellular component: nucleus. The transcript is spliced from 2 exons. Bases 134 to 1654 code for a protein of 506 amino acids. Gene Ontology annotation, biological process: regulation of gene expression. The record is from RefSeq and is a predicted model, not a curated record. Gene Ontology annotation, molecular function: zinc ion binding.
UGUGAGCCAAUAUUGACAACAGAUGACAGCCAGCCAAAUGUCAAAUUUUGAGGUUAGCAUCUUGUUGUGUUUAUUUAAACCAAAAUAAGGCAAAAAUGUGUAUAAUAGCGUGAUAAAACUCAAGAUCAACGCAAUGACGCUCACGAAAGGCAUUGUCACGGAGGAGAAUUUCCAAAAAAUUUGCAAAUUUUGCUUGGAAGAAAAAAAUUUCAUUUUGGCCCUCAACUCAAUCAUUGAAUUCAAAGAUAUAGACCUGUCUCCUAUUAGUAUUGCCGAUAUUUUAUCACGAGUGACCUCACAGGGCACAAACAAUAGUUUUGAGCCCCUAAUCAUCUGUCACGACUGUCUCAACGAGUUGAAAAUCGCCUAUCUCUUCAUUCUCAAGUAUGAAGAAGCCUACAAGUUGCUACACGCCUUUGUUUCAAAUUACGUGAAGAAAGAAGAAGGUGAAAGUGAUUGUGGAAAUGACAAUAAUAGUGAGACUGAAGUUCAUUACGAGACUCGAAACGUUAGUAAAAGACGCGCGAAUUUGAAAAAACGCGGCCGAAAGAAAAAAACUGAAUCAAAUGAAGCCCCAAUUCCUGACGCGUCCAAAGUUUUACACUCUUGCCCCAUUUGUACGAAAGACUUCACCGCUUUGGAGCUCCGCGACCACGCACAUACUCACAAAGGGCUGAAAAAAUACCUCAGUAUCCCCCCUGACAAAAAAGUAACCCCGACGACGAAAUUUUCGACAAGACGCCAUCUUGAUAACCCCAAUGAGACAAUUUUUAAACGCCCUGUAAAGCUCCACAAAUGCCCUUAUUGUAAUGAGGAGUUCCCAGUUAACGAAUUUCGCGUCCAUAUCGACAUCCACCGCAAACAAAGUGAAUACAAAUGCGAUAAGUGCGAGCGCGUUUUCAAAAGACUAAACCAUUUGAACACACAUCGGGUCAAACAUUUGAAAGAGUAUCCUUACAAGUGUGACCAAUGCGGUAAAGGCUUUGUGAUCAAAACCAACUACGAGUGUCACAUCUUAACCCACACCAACAACGAGCUGCCCCACGAGUGUCGCUACUGUCUUAAAAGAUUCUCAAAUCCGGAGCAUUUAAACCGCCACCAAAUCAUCCACACCGAAAAUGUCACAUAUUCGGUGAAGUACCGCGUUUGUAAGUGCCACCACUGUCUCAAAACGUUCAAAGACAAAGACGAGUUGAAAAGCCACGCUUGCGUCCCGGUCGAGCAAGCGGUAAACACGCGCUUUCCGUGCAAGACGUGUAAAAAGGUUUUCAAGCACUCGAGCGGUCUCUACAAUCAUAAUCGAAACAUACAUAAACUGAAAGGUGCCAAAACGCUGUGUUCGGUCUGUGGUCACUACGUGUCGAAUAUUUACAAUCAUAUGAUGCGGCAUACGGGGGAGAAGCCCUACCAGUGCAACCAGUGCGAGAAGAGGUUCAUUGCGAAGCCACAACUGAGGCAACACCUGCUGGUGCAUUCGGGGGUCAAGCCCUACGUGUGUAGUGUGUGCGCGAAGGCGUUUAAUAAUUUGUACAAUUUACAAGUGCAUGAGAGGAUACAUAAGGGCGAUAGGUGCCACAUUUGCCCCGUUUGCAGCAAGGGCUUUCUCGAGAAGUCCUACUUGAAGAAGCACAUGAACGUACAUUCGAAAGUUUAGGUUUAUUUAAGUAAUGUUUGUUUUACUGUGCGAUAAUGUCGGGGAUUUACCGACUAUUACAGACUUCUGUUUUAGUAAAUUAGUGAUUCCUAGAAGAUCAAAUAAAUUGAGGAUAAUACAAAA